Molecule: messenger RNA, 1830 nt
Organism: Caenorhabditis angaria
Lineage: Eukaryota; Metazoa; Nematoda; Chromadorea; Rhabditida; Rhabditidae
Source: the annotation of a GenBank genome assembly
AUGGCCGAUAACAAUAACAACGAUAUUAAUCAAACAGAAGAACAACUUGUAUUUAACGUUGGAGACAGGUAAGUACAGUAAUCUGAAUAUUCUAGGAGGUUAUAUUCCUAGAUUAUAUAGAUUCUUGUAAUAAUUUUCAAAUUUCAAUCUUUUUUUUUGCAGUGUUACUGGUUACACAAUAAUCGAGAAAAUCGAUGAAGGCGGUUAUGGCCAAGUGUUCAAAGUCUCCAAAGAUGACAAAAUUUUCGCGAUGAAAAUCGAAUCCAACAGUCAAGAAGGCGGAUCGGCGAUAAAAUUGGAAAUAGAAGUUUUGAAAGAUUUGAGAGCGAAAAAAAUGCCAAAUUUUCCAUUGGUUGUUCGAGCUGGAAGGAAAAUAAAAUAUCAUUUUUUGAUAAUGGAACUUCUCGGUGAAAACUUGCGCACUCUCAAAUUCCGAAGCAGCAAUCCAGAUUGUCUGAGUGUUGGAACAUGGACUCGACUCGGAAUUCAGUGUUUGUACACGUAAGUUUUUCUAAUUUUUUGGAAACUGUUUUUUUUGGGUUCAAUUCAAUAUUUUCCUUUCUUUCAGGAUAAAGUUGAUGCAUGAUUGUGGAUAUCUUCAUCGCGAUAUCAAACCAUCCAACUUCGCACUUGGCCCAUCAGAUGAUCUGCUCAAAAAACGACUAAUUUACUUGUUCGAUUUCGGAUUGGCUCGGAAAUUUGUUGUGAAAGCAAGAGAUGAAAGAGCAGCCGCAAUGACAAUGACUACAGUAACCCAACAAUCAGUUAUGGGAACAGUUGAAGAAAAAUUGGAAAAUAUAAAAUCGAGCGAUUAUCGAUGGAGGCUUGCAAGAAGAAGAACUGAUUUCCGAGGAACACAAAUGUAUGCAUCUCCAAAUGCACAUGAUCUCAAAGAAUUAGGAAGAGCUGAUGAUGUUUGGUCGCUGAUGUUUAUGUUGGCCGAAUUUAUUGCACCACUUCCGUGGGCAAACGAAGACAAAGAAUUGGCGAAUGUCAAAAAAUCAUCAAAACUUUCGGAGAUGUUCAAAUCAGAAGCAUUCGACAAAUUAGAAGAAAAUCUGAAAAGUUGUGAUUAUUACACUCCUCCAGAUUACGAAAUUGCUUAUAAUUUAAUGAAAAGUUUGUUGGAAAAAUCGGGAACAAAUUGGAAUGAUCCAUAUGAUUGGGAAAUGAAAGAUCAGCCAGAAAUCGAAUAUCGAAAAUGGAAAGAUGAGAAAACAAGUAAAAAUGUUGUUUAUGUAUGGGAGAAUCCGAAAGAAUUCUUCAAAUUGGAUAUAUGGUUGAAUGUUCCGAAACCAGGAAGUGUGAAACAGAAAUUGAAGAAGAAUGCGAGUGUCGAACAAAUCAGUGGACAACAAACAUCUGAAGGUAGAAAAAAGAAUGAAGAGAAUUUGGAAGCAACAAAAACAAUUGGAGAAGAAGGAAAAAGUGUUGAAGGAAAAAAGAAAUCCGCUUUAUCAAAAAGAAAAACACCGUCGAUUGUUAUGGAUUUUGGUAGGUUUUUUUUGUUUGUUUAUUUGGUGUUGACUGUGACUCAGAUUACUGUAAUUUCAAAGGGACCCAAUAGUUUUUCAUAAUAAUAAUAAUGCCAAAUGUUUUAUUGUUAGGAAUACUGUAGUUUCAUAUGUCAAAAACUAUCCAAUUAUUUUUUUUCCAGAUGACAAUGCAACCAAUUGUACAACAACAAUGUGUGCUGGUCCAGCUACUGUUCUUCCAACAGCACCAUUAAGACCAAUUGCUCCUUCACCAAGACGAAAAGGAAAAACUUCGAGAAAAAAGAAGGAAUCUUCUGUUCGAAACAAGCUCAAAAAUUUAAUUCGUAAAAAAUGA